AGAAGAAUUAGGUCGUGUUUGGAUAUUGAUUGGUGAGUUUGGUAAAUGGGGAGGGUGUUCGUGAUUGAUUUGGAUGGAAACAAGUAUACUUGCAAGCACUGCCAAACGCAUCUAGCUUUGGUUGAAGAUAUUGUGUCUAAGUCUUUCCACUGCAGGCAUGGGAAGGCUUAUCUCUUUGAUAAAGUUGUGAAUGUUAGUGUUGGAGAGCAAGAAGAGCGGAUGAUGAUGACUGGAAUGCACACUGUUGUUGACAUAUUCUGCGUGGGUUGUGGAUCAAUUGUGGGAUGGAAAUAUGAAGCUGCUCAUGAAAAGAGCCAAAAAUACAAAGUUGGGAAAUACAUUCUUGAGAGGUUUAAAGUGCUGGGUCCCGAUGGGAGCAACUAUUUGAUCACUCAAGACGCACAGAUGGUUGGAAGCGAUGCUGACGACAUGUGAUUAGGCAGCUGGACUUGUCAAAUUAUUUUAAACUGUACAUCCUCAAUCAUCAUUUUUCUUGGUUAUGUAAUACAGGUUAAUUUGGGAGAAUAAGCACUUCUUCUGAAUACGAGUUUUCAAUUCUUGGCAUUUAAUAUACAGCACAUAUUCUAAUAUCUUGAUAAUUAAAACAAAAA
This is a messenger RNA of Salvia miltiorrhiza (redroot sage), 611 nucleotides long. Its product is annotated as protein yippee-like. The record is from RefSeq and is a predicted model, not a curated record. Lineage: Eukaryota; Viridiplantae; Streptophyta; Magnoliopsida; Lamiales; Lamiaceae. The transcript is spliced from 5 exons. Gene Ontology annotation, cellular component: ubiquitin ligase complex. The coding region runs from base 46 to 435 and encodes 129 amino acids.